CCAUCCCAUCCAACCCCAUAUAAAUAAUCAGGUCACAGCUGGUCUGUGCGAAGUACCCUUCAACACCACUUACCAUCCGAUCAACGCCUCACCUCACAUCCUCACCUCCGCAAGAGUCCGCACACCAUCCAUAAAACCCGCCAUGGGCGACUCCGUACCCACCUUCAAGGAGGCCCUCAAGCGAGACAGAGCCGAAUUCGACGACUGCACCCCCUGUCGCGUCGUAGGCACUGUUACAUUCUUGGGCCUGGGCGCCUUUACCUACGUUUCCGGGCACGCGCAGCUUAGCGCGCAAGAGGAGGUGAUCCGCAAGAGCAAGAGCGUGUUCGGCAUGGCGAGUCGACGUGCCGGUAUAACAGGAAUGGCUGCUGCCAUGGUGGGCACAGGGCUGUAUCGGUGGUUCGUUUAGGUCGUGGUGUCUGUGUGUAGCUUUCGAAUCAGGCGUUCC
Messenger RNA from Periconia digitata, 448 nucleotides. Lineage: Eukaryota; Fungi; Ascomycota; Dothideomycetes; Pleosporales; Periconiaceae. The record is from the annotation of a GenBank genome assembly.